CACCACAGUAUCCCGGGACACCGCUCGUUUUGCCCUCAAUUUUGCCCGUCCAUCAUCGCCCCGGGGAUAUCCGAACUUAGAAAAGAUGGAAGGCCUCUUAUUCAACGUGAACAAUGGCUAUGUCGAGGGCAUUGUCCGCGGUUAUCGCAACAGCCUUCUGACGACACCAGCCUACAGCAACUUGACUCAAUGCGAGACCAUCGAUGACCUGAAGCUACAGCUUGGCCCUGCCUACGGCGACUUCCUUGCGUCCCUUCCCCCGAACCCAUCAACAUCUGCGCUCGCCUCCAAGACGACAGACAAGCUCAUCUCGGAAUUCCGAUAUGUGCGCGCUAAUGCCACGGGUUCCUUGGCCAAGUUCAUGGACUACGUGACGUACGGCUACAUGAUUGAUAAUGUUGCCCUUCUCAUUACCGGCACCCUUCACGAACGAGACACGCGAGAGCUUCUGGAGCGAUGCCAUCCCCUGGGUUGGUUUGAGACCAUGCCCGUGCUUUGCGUCGCGACCAACGUGGAGGAGCUUUACAACAGCGUGUUGAUCGAGACACCACUUGCUCCAUACUUCAAGGGCAGUCUCAGCCACCAGGACUUGGACGAGCUCAACAUUGAAAUCGUCCGAAACACGCUCUACAAGAACUAUCUCGAAGAUUUCCACAACUUCGUCAACACUCACUCCGAUAUGGCCGGCACACCCACUGCUGAGGUCAUGUCCAACAUUCUUGAAUUUGAGGCUGACCGACGAGCCAUCAACAUCACUCUGAACUCCUUUGGCACUGAGUUGACCAAGGCAGACCGCAACAAGCUGUAUCCUACCUUUGGAAAGCUGUAUCCUGAGGGCACCUUGAUGCUCUCGCGAGCUGAUGAUGUUGAGGGUGUGCGUCUUGCCGUCGAUGGCGUUCAUGACUACAAGACUUUCUUUGAGGCCGUGUCUAUGGGUGGCUCGUCUGGCCCUGGCAACAUGGGUGGCGGUUCUGCCGACGGCAAGAGCUUAGAGGACAUGUUCUACCAAAAAGAAAUGGAGAUUUCCAAAGAUGCAUUCACACGACAAUUUACCUAUGCCAUUAUUUAUGCAUGGGUCAAGCUUAGAGAGCAGGAAAUUCGCAACAUCACAUGGAUUGCUGAGUGUAUAGCUCAGAACCAGAAGGACCGUAUUGGAAACUUUAUCAGCGUCUUCUGAGCGGCACAUAGACUGAUGAUGUAUUGUCUCGGGGACAGUGUUUGGGCGUAGUUAUAAUAUUGUCGUUUCGUUUCGAGUAAUUGCACGGGAAGGGUUCUUUCAGACUAGGCGCAUAUGGAAGAGGCGAAUGAUUGACAUGGGCAAUCACGCAUCCUCUGAUGGGCUCUAUUGUACAUAUACAGAUGCUUAACUAUUCCUACAACGCUUUUUGUUUUUUAUCCUCAACUCCCCUCCCCUUUACAGAUCGAUUUGUCCCUUCCACGUGGCAGGAGUGAGACCCAGCUUCUCAAGCAUGUUUGUCCACCUCUCACUGCCCCUCUCCUUCCGCUCCAUGUAUUGCAGUAGCUUCUGGCGUCGGUGUACAAGCAAUCUCAGGUUUCUCUUGUUGUGCUUGUCCUUGUAGCCUCGGUUGAUUGCCAGUCCUUCAGACACUGACCUGAUCUUGGCAGUCAGGAUUGCAAUCUGGACUUCCGAGCUGCCAGUGUCUGGUCCUGCACGGCCAGGCAUUGGCGUGGUGUUUGGUGAAAUGGACUGCGGCUUGGGCUUCAGGAAUUGGUCGGUGUUGUGGCGCCCAAACUCAUCAACGAUGCGCCUGACGUUGGCGUGGAAUCGAUCCCGUGCGCUGCCGUUGCUCAGGGCUGUGAUCCUCCGCAGAGCCUCGACGGCUUUCUGGUGCUUCUGGUUAUGCGCUUGCUUCCUCUCCUCUUCUGUGCUGGGGUCCAUUUGCGAUUCCACUACGCCGACCAUGGGCUUCGUCAGGGCAUAGGCAUGCUUGACGGCAUCUUCCAGCUCGGCAUCGGUAAGGAAGUGGUUGCGCAGCCCGGGGGUCGUGGGCAGCUCUCUCGGCUCCUCGAGGGCAUUCCCGCU
Messenger RNA from Trichoderma virens Gv29-8, 2044 nucleotides. RefSeq lists its product as uncharacterized. Lineage: Eukaryota; Fungi; Ascomycota; Sordariomycetes; Hypocreales; Hypocreaceae. The record is from RefSeq and is a predicted model, not a curated record. The coding region runs from base 86 to 1177 and encodes 363 amino acids. The transcript has 4 exons. Gene Ontology annotation, cellular component: proton-transporting V-type ATPase, V0 domain; fungal-type vacuole membrane; vacuolar proton-transporting V-type ATPase complex. Gene Ontology annotation, molecular function: proton-transporting ATPase activity, rotational mechanism. Gene Ontology annotation, biological process: proton transmembrane transport; vacuolar acidification; vacuolar transport.